UUACAGAGUCAAAGAUGCCAGCUGAAGUAGCAGAUGAGCGUAAAGUUAAGAAGAGAAGAAAAAUAAGACGGAAGAAAAUUCAUACUGUGAAGGAAGUAGCUAGCGAAGAUGAACUUGUUAAAAAGCGACUAAAUGCAAAAUUUAAAAUGAAAACACAUCGAGCAAAUGAUGAUGGUAUGCCAUGUUUGAGGCUGAGUAAAAAAGAUCAAAUGGUAGUGAAAAAUGGCGAGAAACACGAUGUGUUGUUGAAAAGGAGUCAAGAAGCACUGUUAAAUCGUUUGAAUCAAGUUGAAUGCAACGAAGUGAAAAUAGUAACUCGAUGGAAGUGCGCUCUUUGUCAACAACGUACUUUACGUUCUGUGUUGGGUGAUCUAUUCGGUCCAUACUUUGUACGAUUAAAUGGAAAUCACUGGCCUUCACAUUUGGCCAAGAAACCACAAAAGAUAAAUGAGCAGGCUGAAUUAUAUUGUGAUAUUUGGCUACAUGGUCCGUGUGCUCUAACUGCACCUGGUAUAUAUCUGGUCGGCAAUCAACUUGAUGGGCUGCAAACGAAAAUUACUGCUUUUUGGGCGCAGCACUGUGUCGUGUGCUCCAAAGAAGGUGCGGCAAUUGAAAAUCGCGGCAAGUAUUAUCAUUUCCCAUGCGCUUUACAAAAAGAUAUCAAAACAUGAUUCACACCACAAACUGAUUUGUUUGGAAAAUUCUUGUGAUAUUUGAAUAUUUUGAAACUAAAAGAUCAACUUUUCACGACUUCCGGAAUGAUCUAAACCUCUUGGACCUUGAUCUUCACUUAUUUGUUUCUCACUAAUACUAUGGUCUAUUUGAUUUCACUGAUUUGUUUCUGCGGUAUUGUCGGCUUUCAAAAAUUGUUAUUAUGUCUUGCAAUUUAACAAGUUGCAAAGCUCCUCUGCAGAAUUUAAUGAAUUGCCGAAGCAGUAGAUCAUGCUUUGUUUCAUUUAUUUUACCAUCUUGCUGAAGACGUAAAGAAAAGUCUGAUUCAUUAAUGUUUCUUUCUUUUCUUUACCACUUUAAUGAAGCCUUGUCACUUUCACCAACAAAUCAGAUCAAAUAUUGCUGAAGUAUUGCUGGAAUCUCU
Molecule: messenger RNA, 1096 nt
Organism: Loa loa (African eye worm)
Lineage: Eukaryota; Metazoa; Nematoda; Chromadorea; Rhabditida; Onchocercidae
Exons: 6
Coding region: 15-671 (218 amino acids)
Source: RefSeq, a predicted model, not a curated record